Carassius carassius (crucian carp) is the source of this 2394-nucleotide messenger RNA. RefSeq names its product sodium- and chloride-dependent transporter XTRP3-like. Lineage: Eukaryota; Metazoa; Chordata; Actinopteri; Cypriniformes; Cyprinidae. Gene Ontology annotation, molecular function: L-proline transmembrane transporter activity. The transcript has 11 exons. Gene Ontology annotation, cellular component: plasma membrane. The record is from RefSeq and is a predicted model, not a curated record. Bases 477 to 2264 code for a protein of 595 amino acids. Gene Ontology annotation, biological process: sodium ion transmembrane transport.
ACUGCAGAGCAUCCAUUGAUGAGACACUGAUGCAAUGCUACAUUUCUACAAACCUGAUGAUGACACAAACUCAUCCUGAUCUCCGAUGAACUGAAGCUGAGAGCAUUUUCAGCACAUUUUCAUUUUUGUGUGAACUAUUCUUUAAGGUUGAUAACUUCUCUCAGAGCUUGUUUUAUUACUGAAUGAUAGACUCAAUCUUUAUAGUACGUACUUGACUCUUUCACGAACUCGGCAAUAAAAGACGUGAUAGUGAAUGUAUGAGGAGAUAAAAGACUACGACCAGCAACUCAAUCAAACAUUCACAUGAAUCACAUAAAACUCAGCCAGUUAAAGUCUGCGUCCCUCCCUCCGGCUUCAUUAGAAAACUCCCACCUCCCACAAGUUCAGCUCCCUGGACUUUGAAAUGUUCCCAGACUCUCCUGGGAUUUGUGUGUUUCAGACGGCAGACGGAGAUCGAGUUGAAGGACAUCACCAUCAUGAGUAAGGAAGCCCGUCCAUCCUGGGACAGUCCCAUGCAGUUUGUCCUGGCGUGUGUGUCCUAUGCUGUGGGACUCGGGAACGUCUGGCGUUUUCCGUAUCUGUGCCAAAUGCAUGGAGGAGGUGGUUUUCUGAUCCCGUAUCUGCUGAUGCUGUUUCUGGAGGGGAUUCCUCUCUUCUGUAUGGAGCUGGCCAUCGGUCAGAAGAUGCGUUUGGGCAGCAUCGGCGCGUGGAUGGCCAUCAGCCCGUAUCUGGGGGGACUGGGUAUUGCCAGUGUUGUGACCUCCAUGUAUCUAUGUCUGUACUACAACGUCAUCAACGCCUGGAGCUUCUGGUAUCUCUUCCAUUCAUUUCAGUCGGUGCUGCCGUGGGCCGAGUGUCCCGUCAAUGCGAACCGCACCGGGUAUCUGGAGGAGUGUGAGGUGGCUUCAUCCACUCAGUACUUCUUCUACCGCGAGACGCUGAACAUCUCGUCGUCCAUCGAUGACAACGGAGGUCUUCACAUGGGUCAGGCUCUGUGUCUGCUGCUGGCCUGGAUCAUCGUCUACCUCUUCAUCGUCAGAGGCGUCAAAUCCACCGGCGUGGUGGUUUAUUUCACAGCUACGUUUCCGUACGUGGUUCUGUUCAUCUAUCUGAUCCGCGGAGUCACUCUUCAUGGAGCCUGGAACGGAGUCAAGUACAUGUUCACACCUAAACUGGAGCAGCUGGCAAAUCCUCAGACGUGGAUCAACGCUGCGACUCAGAUCUUCUUCUCUCUGGGUCUGGGCUUCGGCUCUUUGAUCGCUUUCUCCAGUUACAACCAUCACAACAACAACUUCGAGAAGCAGGCGGUCGUCGUCUCGCUCAUCAACAGCGGCACGUCUGUGUUCGCCAGCGUCGUCACCUUCUCCAUCUACGGCUUCAAGGCCACGUUCAACUACGAGAGCUGUUUGGAAAGGAUGAGGCUGCUGUGUCUCAAUGCGUUCGAUCUGUCGGAGGAGAGCAUCAGCGCUGAGAACGUCACGGCGUGGAUCAGUCAUCUCAACAUCACUCAUCCAGAGAGCUUUGCAGCCAUCUCUUCAAAGAUCGAGCACUGCAGUCUGGAGGCUGAGCUGGACACGGCGGUGGAGGGCACGGGUCUGGCGUUUAUCGUGUACAGUGAGGCCAUCAAGAACAUGCCGCUGUCUCAGCUCUGGUCUGUGCUGUACUUCAUCAUGCUGCUGCUCUUAGGGAUGGGGAGCAUGCUGGGAAACGUCACGGCCAUCAUCACCCCGCUGGCAGACAUCAAGCUCCUGUCACACUACCUCAGCAGCGAGAGCAUCAACGGUCUGGUUUGUCUUCUCUGUUUGCUGCUGGGUUUGGGGUUCACCAGCCGCUCGGGAAACUACUGGUUCACCAUCUUCAACGAAUACGCGGCUACACUGUCGCUGCUCUUCAUCGUCUUCAUCGAAGUCAUCAGUGUGUGUUACGUCUACGGACUCAGAAGGUUUGAGCGGGACAUCGAGGACAUGUUGGGUCAUCGGCCGAACUGGUAUUGGAAGGUGAUGUGGGCAGUGGUCAGUCCUCUACUCCUCUUCAGUCUCUUCAUCUUCUACAUCAUUAACUACAUCCAGGGCGGCACACCGACGUACCAGGCCUGGGACAAAGAUCUGGGCCGGUCGGUGGUGAAGGAGUACCCGGUGUACGGUCAGGUCUUCAUCGCUCUGCUGCUGCUGUCAGCGCUCAGCUGUGUGCCGCUCGCAGCUCUUCACUCCGUCUGCAGGAGAACACAGCGAGGAACGCCGAUCCGUCAGCACCGCCACGCUUGACAGACACACACACUCACACACAGACACACACACACACACACACACACACAGACACAGACACAGACACAGACACAGACACGCACACUCACAGACACACACACACACACACACACAGACACACACACACACA